Megalobrama amblycephala (Wuchang bream) is the source of this 1947-nucleotide messenger RNA. Its product is annotated as E3 ubiquitin-protein ligase TRIM39-like. Gene Ontology annotation, molecular function: ubiquitin-protein transferase activity; zinc ion binding; protein binding. The transcript has 7 exons. Bases 243 to 1838 code for a protein of 531 amino acids. Lineage: Eukaryota; Metazoa; Chordata; Actinopteri; Cypriniformes; Xenocyprididae. The record is from RefSeq and is a predicted model, not a curated record. Gene Ontology annotation, biological process: protein ubiquitination.
UGUUUAGUGUGUCGAUUCUAUCAAGUGAUAACUUGAUAUUCUAAACACAUUUACAAUCUCAGCAGGGAUGAAUUAUGAAUUGUUCCAUAUUCAUGAUUAUGGGCGGAUCUAUAGCGUCGCUGCAAGUGUGUAAAAGACUUCAGUGAAAGUAAAAUUAACAGAUGAACAGGAAGCUUCAUCAAAGAGCAUUUCAUUUCAGUAACUCUGAAAUCAACAACUAGAUCUGAUAUUCACUCACAGUCAUGGCAUCCUCCAGUGGUCCAGCACUAAAUGAGGAGCUCCAGUGCUCCAUCUGUCUGGAAGUGUUCACUGAUCCAGUCACCACUUCAUGUGGACACACCUUCUGCAGUACCUGCCUGAGCAAGUGCUGGACAAGCUCUCGGAACUGCUUCUGUCCAUUCUGUAACGAAAGAUUCAGCAGAAGACCUAAUCUCAAGAUUAAUACAACACUCAGAGAGGUUGUGCAAUACUUUAAGAAGAAACGCAAACGAGAAGAAUCUGAGGUGUUCUGCGACAUCUGUGAUGGAAGAAAGGAGAAAGCUCUGAUGUCCUGCCUGACGUGUCAAAGCUCUUACUGUGAUGAUCAUCUGGAGCCUCAUCUCAGAGUCCCACGGCUAAUGAAACACACACUGAUCAACGCUGUUGAAAAUCUGGAGGAUUAUAUAUGCCAGAAACACGAGAGACCUCUGGAGAUGUUCUGCAGAGAUGAUCAGACGACUGUUUGUCUGUCCUGCACUGAAGGAGAACACAGGACUCACAACACUGUUCCUAUAGAGGAGGAGAGUCGAGACAAGAAGAUUAAUCUGGCUAAGAGACAUACUGACAUUUAUCAGAUGAUCCAGGACAGAAUGGAGAAGAUUCAAGAGAUCCAGGACUCAGUAGAGCUGAGAAAGAAGAACAUGGAGAAAGAGAAAUCCUCCAGUGUUGAGCUCUUCACUGAUCUGAUCUGCUCCUUUGAGAGAUGUCAGUCUGAGCUUCUGAAGAUGAUGGAGAAACAGCAAAAAGCAGCAGAGAAACAGGGUGAAGAUCUAAUUAAAGAGCUAGAGCAGGAAAUCACUGAGCUGAAGAAGAGAAACACUGAGCUGGAGCAGAUCUCACACAUUGACGAUCAUUUUCAAGUCAUACAGAUGUGGUUAUCCCUGUCCAUUCGUCCACACACCAAGAACUGGACUGAGAUCAGGAUUGACUCUGAUGCGAAUGUGAACUUGCUGUAUAGAGCUGUGACUCUACUGAAGAAAACUCAAGGGACACUAAUUGAAAAACUCAGUCAAACUGGGUUGAAGUGUGUACAGAAGUAUGCAGUGGAAGUGACUCUGGAUCCUGAUACAGCAAAUCCAUAUCUCAUCCUGUCUGAUGAUGGAAAACAAGUCAGUCAUGGAAACAUUAACCAGAAUGUCCCAAAAAACCCAAAGAGAUUUGAGAGUCUUUGUAUUCUGGCAAAAGAGGGAUUCAGUUCAGGGAGAUUUUACUAUGAGGUGCAGGUGAAGGGAAAGACUGAGUGGGAUUUAGGAGUGGCCAGAGAAUCUAUUAACAGGAAGGGGUCAAUCACACUGAGUCCUGAUAAUGGAUACUGGACUGUGAUUCUGAGGAAUGAGAAUCAAUAUAUAGCUGCUGAUAAUCUAUCUGUCCCUUUAUCUCUGAGAGCGAAACCUGAGAAGGUGGGAGUGUUUGUGGAUUAUGAGGAGGGUCUGGUCUCUUUUUAUGACGUGGACUCCAGAUCUCAUAUCUACUCUUUCACUAGUCAGACUUUCACUGACAAACUCUAUCCAUUUUUUGGCCCAUGCCAUAAUGAUAAAGGUAAGAACUCAAACCCACUUAUCAUCACACCUGUCAACUGAGACAAACAAAUAAAUAAAAUAAAAUCUGAAAAGAUUUCUAUUUUUAGAAUAUGUAAAUUGAGUGGAGUUUGGGUUCCUUGCCGCUGUCGCCUUUAGCUUGCUUAGUUGG